This is a messenger RNA of Puccinia graminis f. sp. tritici CRL 75-36-700-3, 435 nucleotides long. RefSeq lists its product as uncharacterized. The transcript has 3 exons. The coding region runs from base 1 to 435 and encodes 144 amino acids. The record is from RefSeq and is a predicted model, not a curated record. NCBI's taxonomy places the organism in Eukaryota, Fungi, Basidiomycota, Pucciniomycetes, Pucciniales, Pucciniaceae.
AUGCCCUCUUCAUUGCGCAGUAAGCCUUGGGGACACGAUGGGGUCGCCGGUGGCCCCAACAGCUUAACAAUCUUGUUCGAUUGGCUCAGAACCGGUGACAAUUACGAGCGCUGGCGGAGCGGUGACGACAAGGUCGGGCUUUAUAGGGAGUUACUUGGGGAUUUCGCAAGGCAUGGGAUAGACCAUCGCACUCGUUCAGAUGCCAAUCUCAUGAUCAGCCACCUACAAAUGACAUACAAUGAUGCGGCCAAGUACGCGAAGGCUGCUGGGGAAGAUAUAAGCCGGAUGCGAGCCGAUGAUCACUCUAUGUCAGGUUGGUUACCCUCCAAUCAUGCCACCUCAGGAGAAGAUGUCGACACUGGCGGAUUCUCGCCGAGUUCAUGGAAGUCGGCCCAUGUCCACCCAGCGCCCGCCAGAUCACAGGAUAGAAGGUAG